AGCAGGACGACCGUUGGUUGACAAGUUGACGGGAGGCCGGGCCCGCGCUGGCGCUCGCGGGGGGAGAGAGCGAGAGACUCGGACAACGGUGAAGCCCGCGCCCGCCCGCCCGCGCCGAGGAGGGGCCCUCACGGCCGGUAACCAAGGCGGGGAGGUAGCUAGCGAGGUGUUAAGGCUACUUUCUGUACGUGGUCUGGAUAUGGAGCCUGCCAGCAUUGGGAACCUGUGUACUUUGUACCAAAGCUCCGAUUUCCUGGUGGUGAAUAAACACUGGGAUGUCCGCAUUGACAGUAAGAUGUGGUAUGAAAAGCUGACUGUCCAGUCUCAACUGAAGCACCAGUUUCCUGAGCUUGCAGACCCAAACACGUACUACGGGUUUAGAUUUUGUCAUCAGCUGGAUUUCUCAACAAGUGGGGCGCUGUGCAUUGCUCUUAAUAAGAUGGCAGCUGCCAAGGCCUAUCGGUGUUUCCGAGAUCGUCUGGUAACCAAGAUAUACCUGGCUCUGGUCAGAGGUCACGUCUCUUUGGGCAGAAUGGCCAUCAAUCAUGCAAUUGGCAAAAGUACAACAGUGGGAAUGACCCACAUGAUGUGUACUGUUGGAAUGCACGGUUGUCAAAAUCCCAAGCCAUGCCAGACUGAACUGACUGUUUUGGAAAGAGGUUUCUACAGUGGAGAUCCAGUUACAAAAGUACUCCUCCAACCUUUAACAGGUCGGACGCAUCAGCUGAGGGUUCAUUGCAGUUCCAUCGGGCAUCCUAUUGUGGGUGACUUCACCUACAGCUUGAAGACAGAUAACGACCCUUAUCGCAUGAUGCUUCAUGCCUAUCACCUGCAGAUCCCUGUGGAAGGAGAGCCGAUAGAAGUGACCACACCCGACCCAUUCAUGCGCACGGUGGACAACAACUGGGAGAUGGGCACGCAUGUCAAUAACCUGCACAAUAUCAUCGGGGAACUCAAAGAGAAAUACAUAACAGAACAAUGUGAGAGGAGCAGUACUCUUGAAGUUCAGGCUGAAAAAAUACCAGUGAAAAAGCCUCGUGAAGAGACAAAAGAAGAAAGGGAAAAGUGUUUGCAGUGGUUAAAUGAGUGGGCGGUGAGCUAAUGUUUAUGACCUUUCGUGAAUGGGGAGUUGCCAUGAAGUUUUCAACAGUGGUUGUUGGCAAGAUGGAUAGAUGCCACAGGACCACCACAUUAUUGGAAAUAACCAGAUUUGCUGUGUGCUGAUGUUGCUUUACUGGUAUUGUCCAAAUUCACACCUUUUGUGUCAAGUAUUUAUUGGGCUUAACAUACUUGGUGACACCUUUGAGAGUUGUUCUUCCUCCAUGUUGUUCCAAAUACCCCUGCACCACAGAAAUGUACUGUUGAACAGACUAUAUAAUU
Amblyraja radiata (thorny skate) is the source of this 1380-nucleotide messenger RNA. It is a transcript of the gene rpusd1, whose product is annotated as RNA pseudouridine synthase domain containing 1. Bases 200 to 1102 code for a protein of 300 amino acids. The record is from RefSeq and is a predicted model, not a curated record. NCBI's taxonomy places the organism in Eukaryota, Metazoa, Chordata, Chondrichthyes, Rajiformes, Rajidae. Gene Ontology annotation, biological process: enzyme-directed rRNA pseudouridine synthesis. Gene Ontology annotation, molecular function: RNA binding; pseudouridine synthase activity. The transcript has 6 exons.